GUUUUUUUUAUUUUCCCAGCAAUCAGUACAACCAAGUCAUCGUUAUAAGGCAUCGCCCUCUUUUGCCCACCCCCCCAGCACCAGGUGUGGCCACUAGCCUAUAUGAAGGCCCAAAAUUGUGUGUUCCUUUCUGCUCUGACAAUGGCAUGCCCAUUCGUGCGAGAUGUGGUGGAUGAAGAAGCACUUGUGCUGAGGAGAGCCUUCAGGCGAGAAAGGGUCUUCAGGGACCGGUUGGACCCACUGGCCUUCCCUGAUGACCAUCUAUAUGAAAGAUACAGGUUUUCUGCAGAUGGCAUCAGGUAUCUAUGCAGACUACUGGGUCCCACGAUUAAGCACCGCACUGCUCGGAGCCAUGCACUGAGUGUGGAGCAAAUGGUUUGUGUGGCCUUGCGCUUUUUUGCUAGUGGAGCCUUCCUGUACUCAGUGGGGGAUGCAGAACAGCUGAACAAGGCCACAAUUUGCCGCACAAUAAGGAGUGUGUGUCUGGCUAUCAAAGCAUUAGCAGAUGUCUUCAUCUCCUUCCCUGGCCACAGAAGACUCUGACAUCAAAGAGGAGUUCUAUAGGAUUGCAGAUGGUCUGCAAUGCUGACUGUGUGAUCAGCAAUGUUGUGGCAAAAUGGCCUGGCUCAGUCCAUGACUCCAGAAUCUUUCGGGCCUCUGAAAUCUAUCAGUGCCUAUCACAAGGUGAAUUCUCUGGUGUGUUGCUGGGAGACAGGGGGUAUGGCUGCCAGCCUUUUCUCCUGACACCUUUCACAGACCCCCAGGAAGCACAGCAGGCCUACAACCAUGCCCAUGCCAGGACCAGGGCCAGAGUUGAAAUGACCUUUGGCCUCCUGAAGGCACGCUUUCACUGCCUUCACAAAUUAAGGGUCAGCCCUGUUAGGGCAUGUGAUAUUACUGUGGCUUGUGCUGUCCUCCACAAUGUGGCCUGCCUGAGGAAGGAGAGGGCCCCCAGAGUGCCACCAGCCAUGGACUGGGACAAUCCGGUAAUCUUCCCUGAUGACGACAGUGGUCGGCUGCUGAGGGACCAAUAUGUGUUGAAUUAUUUUAGUUAGUAUGUGUGCUUUCAAUUUUGGUUAAAUAUGUCCUGCGGUGGCAGAGGAAUUUGGUUUUUUUUGGGUUCGUUUUUUUACGAAUUUGGCCUCUUAUGAUGAUUGUGUGUAAUACAAGGCUGCAGGGAGGCUACUGCAUCCAUUCAUUUGUCUGUUCAGUUGAUGUGUAUGGAUUUGUCCUGCAUUUAUUUUAGUGUGCAGACAUGCAGGGUGUGUUAUAUACAGACCUUUGAAUGUGUAUGUAUCAUUUUGUAUAAUAUGCUUGGAUUCUGUGCUUUCCAUCUUGUAGAGUCACUGUGACUUCAGUUUCGAAAGGAGCUGAUGGUUU
Salvelinus fontinalis (brook trout) is the source of this 1380-nucleotide messenger RNA. Its product is annotated as putative nuclease HARBI1. The transcript is spliced from 3 exons. Bases 573 to 1055 code for a protein of 160 amino acids. NCBI's taxonomy places the organism in Eukaryota, Metazoa, Chordata, Actinopteri, Salmoniformes, Salmonidae. The record is from RefSeq and is a predicted model, not a curated record.